CGUAGCUAGCUGCUGAUAGCUUCAGCUGUAGCUCGUUGAUUCAGUAUCGAACACAUAUAACAGAAAAUUGACUUAUUUAGAUCAGUUGUUUUAAGUGAAUAAGUUGUGUCUUUCUCGGAAUUAAAAAAUCGUAGUAGUUUUUGGUUGGGAUGUUUUUUUGAAGGAGUUUACAGGAAGUGCUAGUGAGUUGUGUCUUUUUUAGAUUUAUGAACGACGUAGCGUGGUCAUCUGUCGCAAUGCCUGAUUUUUGCAACCGUCUAAAACCUUAUCUUUUCGCCUGAGAAAAAUAAUACCUGUAUAUUUAGACCAAUUAUAUAUUCAUAUAAACGCAACGACUUUCAUAUAUUUGAUAAAAAGUCAAGAUUGCAGUUUAUUUUACGUGUUUUCAUACAGGCAUUAUAAGACUUUUGGGGUCCUGUUUGUGUUCUUUGAUCAACGUGGGACACACGAAAGUGUGAUGUUGUUUUGAACGUUUCUACAACCCGUGACACCGAGAAACGGUGUUCCAAUUUGGCGCGAUUGAAUGAGAAACGUUCGAGUUUCCGAAGAUAGGAGCUUUUUGCCAUGAUGCCCGGAGACAGCCACUCGAAGACGUCUGCUAUUGCCGCCGACGCGACAUUCGGACAAUGUCAUAACUGCUCUGUUUUACACCAGAGCCUGACAGAAUACGUGUCGUCAUUUCUGGCACUGAAACAGAAGAUCACAGUUUCUGACGAUACAAUCAGGCUUCAACAGCAGCUGGAGGAACUCCGGAUCCGGUUGGUCUCUCUGGAGAAAAAGACGGCAGAUUAUGAAUCUUUGCAGGCAGAGCUGGAGCAAAAGAGGGGGGCACUGAAGGCUUAUGAACAGCUGUCAGAGACGAUGGAAGAAUUGAAGCAGAAAAACAGUAAAACUGCAGCUGAAAACAAGAAUCUUGAACAUCAGUUGAAGUGUAUGAAAGAAGAGCAGUCACUGGAAAACGCACAGCUGAGGAGAGAAAAGGCUACUGUUGAAAAUGACUUGUUACAAACUCAGGAAUCCUUAAAGAAAUUCCAAGCAGAAGCAGAGAAAUCUGAUAAAUUAAAGAAAGAGAAUGCUUCAUUGAUAAACAUGAGAGAUGAUCUUGAAAACAAAGCUAGACAGUUUGAGGAGUCGAUUUGCAAACAGAAUUAUCAAAUCUCCCAGCUGACCUCAGAGAAGAAGAUGAUAGAAAGACAUAUUAAUGACCUCCAGGUGAGACUGAUGAAACAGGAAAGAGAGAGAUGUAAAGAAUUUAAAAGUGCAGCAACUCAAGCAAGUGUACCUGCAGAGCCAAAGUUAGACAAAGAAAAGUUACGGAUGUUGCUGCAGAGUUUGUGGGCAUGUGUAGAACCUGAGGAGGAGCGGUCAGAAAGCCUGUUUCACCUUCCAGAGUCUAGUUGCAGACAACUUCUUCCCCCGUCCCCCCAACCCAAACACAAGUCAAAUCCAAGUCGAAUGUCACCUGCUGCUUCUCAGAAGAUCGGCGAAUCUAAGUGUUAUCUCGUUCAGACCAAAGCCAUCAACGAGCAGAUGAAACCGUCUCCUCGGUCACAGAAUGACGCCAAGCACCAGGCGUCUCCUCAGCGCUUGAAUAAAAAGAAGCAAGCAGGUGAUCGCAGAAACCAAAUGCCUCAACAACACAAACCAGACGAGCAGCCUCCCAGUAGAAGCAGACUCGAAGUUUCUGUAGAUGAAAUAUUGGAACUGUUUAGACCGAUGCCGCCCUGCAUAUCUCCACUCCCUGACGUGGAAAUCGAGGUAGAACCAGCGAAGAUGAAGGAGGGACAAAGAGAAGGUCAUCCUGAAUGCUCUGAUGAUUUUUCUAUUCCAAAGCAAGAAAAUCUCUUAAAUAUUGCUCCAAUGUCACUCCACAAGAGUCCAAGUUUUUCCACAUCUCAGAAAGAGGAGAAUGGGGAUUUGUCAGAAGUCACAACACAGGAAAACCAACACAUUUCCAAAGAAGACGACUUGGGACAAAGUGGUUUGUGUGCUGUUGCUAAUCGAAAUAAUGAGCUCAUUGAAGACUGUGAAAACGAUAAAUCUGACAACAACAUGUUGCCAGGGGAGGAAAUGGUGUCAUCAUCCCCUUCUAAACCAGGAGGUAAUGUUUUUGUUGAUGUUCUUCCAUUGACGACUGAAACUCAAGAACAUUUCUGUAAAGAGAAUCCCAACAGUUGUGGUGCUGACGGCAUGUCUGAAACUAAAGAUAUUUUGGAAGACACUAAAGAUUAUUUGGACAGCGUUACAGGAAUGGAUGUUGACCCAAGCUUGACUGAUGUUCUUGACGAAACACCGAUCACGCCCAAUAGUGGAAAGCUGCUCAGAGACAGUUAUGUAGUUGUACAACCUGUUGCUAGUCUAGUGAGCUGCAAGUCUUUGAAUGGUGCUGAUGUGAUGGGAAGUGGAUCAGAAGCUGAAAAGCUUCAUCAGGAUCCUCGUCAGAGCAGUUUAGACACCACUGCAUUUAAAAUCCUGGAGAGUUCCGAGUGUGUAAGCUCAGAAAUGCCUGACUUUACGUCUAGUAGCAGCAUGAGUUGUGUCGCAAAUAUAAACAUCAAAGAAAAUACAGAAAGUGACGUUAUCCAUCUCUGUGUAGACGAUAACGGGAAUGCUGCUCUGGAAACUGGAGGGGUUGAUCGUACCACCUCACCUUCAGAGUCAAAUCCCGAUAAUACAUCUGUGACUCUAGUGCUGAAGGAAGAAGAUAACGAGCAACAUUCUGACCAGGAGCCUCAUCAAACUUCAUCUAAAAAGGAUGUUGACAUUGAGACAAAAAAUGUCAAAGUGCUGGUUAAAUCUGCUCCUUUGUUUUCAGACCCUCCAGAAAAAGUUGUUGUUGAUUCUAGGUCUUUGGAAGAAAACAGACAUUCUGUUUGUAGACGAUUAAGUCCUACCUGCAUGUUACCGUCUGUAAAACUGCAGCAGGCUGUAGUAAUGGAACAAAGCACAGAAAAUAAAGGCACUUCCACUUUAAGCAGAGACGCAGAGGACAUCAAACAAGUUGUUGUCAAAGAGCUUUCUCAGAACAACGCAGAUGCAGGUUGUACUGUCUCACUGAUGAAGGAUACUCUUGCAACAGGACAUAAUGACUGUUCGGAGACACGUGAAUCAAUGCAUGGAAAGCAAAGUUCCCAUGUCAUUGUUGACAGAAAAUGUAGCUCAAAAGGAACUCCAACUUGUGCCGAAACACCAGAUUAUAUCAGUCAUGUCCUCUCUGAAAUGGGUCCUCUUCCACCUUUCCUCUCUCCCCUAACCACACCCCCAAAGGCGGGGAAAUCGAUCAACCCCAGAAAUGCAAUAGAAAAACUUUCAUUUCCUUCACCCAUGGGUGGUGUAGCUUCCCCUACCACUCCUGACGAGGCCCAGUUAUUUCCUAACAAUCAGCUAUGUCCCUCCUUGAACAGUCCGACGCCUUCAAACGGAGUCCUAUCAUCACCUUUGCAGUUCGGCUCUGCCACCCCCAAACAUGCUUUACCUGUUCCUGGACGCUUGCCCAGUAAAGCAAAUAACUCUUCCCCUUCAUCUUCUGCUAGUCCACCCCAGGAAAACUCGAUGAAGAUUCUUGAUACCAUGUAUCCUGAGCUGUCUGCUCGUGCCCGGACUCUGAGCAUCCUUCGAGGUAAUGUAAGCCUCGGUAUGUGUUCAUCAGAAAGCGGGACAUUACCCACAACAUCAGAUGGUCAGGUGUCAAGCUUUAAAGCCAUCAGCUCUACGUCAACAGCCUUCACAAGGAAUGAGAAAAGGCCGGCUGAAUGGUUGUCUCAGCCUAAAAAGAGCAAAUGUCCCAAGCUUGGAGUCAGUUCUGCUGAUGUCACUCAAAUAGAGAUGCAUUCCUUGACCCCAAGCAGUGAAGAAGACACCACCUCGCCUUGUACACAGAAGUUGAAAACAGUCUCUCCAGGUGUAGAAGCUGAAGAAACAGCUGAGCAAGACGUUAUCGUUAACCCUUUGGAGAAAAUUAGGAACCAGUGCUUCGAUCUGCUGCCUGUUCUCCAGAGCCACCUCUUUGUUGGGAAUCUGCCCAAAAAGCCAGUCCUCAGAGACGAAGAGAAGGAAGUCAUCUCUGACAUGUGCAAGUCUGGCUCGACUCAAAUAGAAGACAUGAUGUUGUCCAUCCUGAACAAACUGAAGGCUGAAAAAAAUGUCCUCUGCACAAACUACACACAGGCCCUCUGUAGAGUGUACACAGGGAUCUGUAGACAGAAGGGAUACUGGGAGAAGGCUCGCACCCUGGCUUACAGCAUCCUGAUCGAAGAUUUCACAGAUUCUGCUAAGCUGGUUUUAUUCAUGGUGACAACGUGGCCAAAGGUCCUGUCAAACGGUAGUUUGCUGUGCCAGGCCAUUCAUACCAUCACUAAACUGAAGGCACAAGAGGGGCUUCUCGACUGUCUUUCAAAGUUCCUUGGUUGGGAGAAGAAUCCUCCCUGUGACAUUGACCAGCUGAUCUCAAGAACACUGUCUGAGCUUCGGUUGGGGUCAAAACAGUCUUUCUCCAAGCACAGUCACUACGGAGAAGACCUAGGAAAUGAAUCUUGGGAACAAAUCUUCACACUGCACCUCCUGUGUUCCUGCAAAACGUGGAAAUGGACAUAUGAACAUAUACUGGGCAAUGAGUUAUGGCCAUUAAUGAACUCUUGGGUAACACAGCAAAGAGGUCAACAGGAGCCUGUCUCUGAUGUGAACGUUGCCACUGUACUCCGACUCAUAGGACGUCUAUGUCAGCUGGGCCUUAAGGAGAGUUGUGUCACCUCGGUGGUCACUGUAGCCAACGUCAUCAACACAUUUGGAAGACAUGGACAAGCGGAAGGUGUGCCAUGGGAGGUCCAAUUAGCAGCCAUCUACUGCAUCUAUGACCUGUCUCCCUCCAAUCCCAAACAAGCCCUCAGUGCCGUGGCAGAAUGGAGAGGAGAAACCACCCAGAAGGUCCCUCCUGCGGUCACUAGUUGCAUUAAUCAAAUAGCAUCUAUUUGCAGAAGGAACAAAAGCUGAAAAACUACAAAUCUUCAUUCACUGGAAUUUCAGUGUGUAACUAUUUUAAUAAUUUUAGUUGUAUUGUCUUUAUUUGACCUAAAUUGUUACAGAUAUCAGAUUUUUUUUUAUAAAUGUAUGAUUUUGCACUUAAACUUAAAAAUGAUCUUUAUUCUCUACAUUUGUAACACAUUUAUAUUAUAUGGUAGAUAUAAACAUUGUUUUCUUAAUGUUUUAUUCUACCUUGUCCCCCGAGGAAUGCAGCUUGUGCCUCAUUAUUCUCAGGUACCACUGUAAAAUAUUGUAAAAUUGUUCAAGUGUAACUUUGAGUUUACUGUAAAAAUGUAGGGUAAUAAUGUUUGUGUUCAUGAAGGCUUUGUGCAAUUUGGAAGACCUUUAUUUUUCCAAUAAAAAUAUUAGCAUUUAUUUUUA
Nothobranchius furzeri (turquoise killifish) is the source of this 5400-nucleotide messenger RNA. It is a transcript of the gene ice1, whose product is annotated as KIAA0947-like (H. sapiens). Lineage: Eukaryota; Metazoa; Chordata; Actinopteri; Cyprinodontiformes; Nothobranchiidae. The record is from RefSeq and is a predicted model, not a curated record.